Messenger RNA from Didymodactylos carnosus, 1693 nucleotides. NCBI's taxonomy places the organism in Eukaryota, Metazoa, Rotifera, Eurotatoria, Philodinida, Philodinidae. The record is from the annotation of a GenBank genome assembly.
GGUCAAGUUUUUAAGUCGUUUGUGUUUUGGGUUUUACCUAAUACAUUGGCGCUGUUUAGUGUAUUGGGAGCGUUCCGGACAGACAGACAGACGGACAGAUAUGUCUUGGCUAUUCUUAUAUGGGAUGGAAUGGAAAAAGACAUUAAAAAGGCCACCAUAUGGAUGGCCUAUAUUUAAAAAGUACUGAGAAAAAUGUAAUUUUAAAAAUAUGGAAUGUUUUAGUUUUCUACUAUUUAGUCCUAGAUAGUUAAGCAUAUUAUUAUGUCUAAAUACAUGAUCUUAUAGAGUAAACGUUUCUCGUUCAAAUGAGCCAUAGACGAAUCAUAGAAGUUGGAUAGUUUUUCACAAAAUCGGAAAAUACGAAAAUUUGCAAAAAUUCACGGGUUUUUGGUAACAAGAGUGAGCCUCAACAGAGUGUUUGGCCUCUACUUUUUUUAAAAAAGUACUUUCAGAUACAGUUAUUGCAGAUUUAGUGGUUAUUUUGUAUGCACUUUCGAAUGAGACAUAAAUAGAAAUAAAAUAAAAUUUUUACCCUGACACCUUGGUCGCUGCUGUGGCGAAGUUUCUCUUAAGCGCUUUGUUGGGAAGAAGGAAGAACAUGUUAUGAAAUUCAUCGCGAGGUAUUCGUCAAUUCGUACUGAGAGUGGUACUGAAACCGAUAUUUUUGUCGGAAGACUAAUAGUUAUUCUACUAGGUAUCGGCAUCAGCUAUGAAGUCAGAAAAGACAUGCCCUUACGUAACUCAAUGCGCUUUUUAAAACCAGACUGAUUUAACUAAAGUGAGUCAAUUUGCUCUAAUAUUGGGAUACUUUAGGGGUAUCAUUGGCGGUAUUAAUUGGAAUCCUACUGUUAAUCAACAAACUAGUCAGUCUAUAUCUAGUACAACCCGUACAACCCGUACAACUACUCCGAAGCCCGCUGUUACCCUUGAUCCAUGUAUCUUAUCUGAAAAUAACGUACUAUAUGGAUAUACUUACCAGUACACUGAAAGUCAUGAUUACACGGUUCUUCUCCUUUCGGCUCCAAUUAUCCAAACAUCUGUUACAUCAUCAACGACAACCGUCACUACGACGUCGUCCAUAACAACUAUAAAAACUUCCUCAACGUCGGCGUCCGAUUCAGCAACAACAACAGCCGUCGGUACUACAUCAGAAUCAACAACUUCCUCAACCUCGGCGUCUGAUUCAGCAACAACAACAGUCGUCGGUUCCACAUCAGAAUCAACAGCAAUACAGGUGACAAUCAUAAGUGCGAAUGCAGUCAUACCGUCUAGGUUGGGUUUACCGCACACCUAUGAUGGCCCUGUACAGUACACCUAUGAUGGCCCUGAUAUACCGUCCGUGUACGAUCAGGACACACAAACAGUAUGGUACGCCGAUAGUGUUUCGCCGAACAAUUUGUUAUUAGCGUUUGAUCAAGUUUACACAAUAUUAUCGUUCUCGUUUACAAUUUACGGUGAUGUUACUCACGAUCCAACGGACAUAGAUGUUUUUACGAAUAGUCUUAAACGGAUAGAUUUCGUUGAUUCGUUCGAAGUCUCAAAUCCCUGCGGUGAUCCUCCUUGUUAUACUACUUUACCAUCUUUUGAGUUUAGUAAUCCUCCGACCACGAAGCAGUUAAUACUCAAAUUUUAUACUCCUUAUGAUCCAGUUAUAGUUCCUGAAGUCGCAUUCACAGGCAUUCCGAUUAUGUAG